Messenger RNA from Lachnellula hyalina, 2001 nucleotides. RefSeq lists its product as uncharacterized. NCBI's taxonomy places the organism in Eukaryota, Fungi, Ascomycota, Leotiomycetes, Helotiales, Lachnaceae. Gene Ontology annotation, molecular function: hydrolase activity, hydrolyzing O-glycosyl compounds. The record is from RefSeq and is a predicted model, not a curated record. The transcript is spliced from 7 exons. Gene Ontology annotation, biological process: carbohydrate metabolic process. The coding region runs from base 1 to 2001 and encodes 666 amino acids.
AUGCCGUCCCGCCGCGACACAAUGGGCUACCUCCCAAUUGAAGACUAUGGUCUAAUCGGCAACUUACGGACAUGCGCUCUCGUAGGAAUAGACGGAAGUAUCGAUUUCAUGUGCUGGCCCGACUUCGACUCCCCCUCCAUCUUCUGCAGACUCCUGGACAAAGACAAAGGCGGAUACUUCAGCAUCUCGCCCCCGGACGGUCUUACGUGUACCACCAAGCAGCAGUAUUUGCCGUCGUCUAAUAUCCUGCAGACGCGUUACAUACACGAUGAUGGCGUUGUAGAUAUCGUUGAUUUCUUCCCCAGGCCUAGUGAGGGCAGUGUUGUUGCCAAGGGGUCUAAGCAGACCCCGUUUCGGGAGACGGUACCUGUGCAGGAUGAGUUGAAGAAGUGGUUGGUUAGGAGGGUGGAAUGUAUUAGGGGAGAGGUUGAUUUAGACGUCGAGAUAUUCCCCGCUUUCGACUACGCCCGCGGCACUCACACCACCGAACUAGUCCUCCCCGUCCAUAACCCCGGAUGUCCAGACUCCAAAACCGUGACCUUUACCCAUGCCGACCUCUCUCUUCAACUUGAUGUAACAAUUGAUCACGGUGAAGAAGAUGCCGAUUCCUGUCCUUCUGUCAUCUUUAGAAAAGAGCAAAAGGAAGGUAUGUUGGGAGAAGGAGUUGUAGCUCACCUCCAUCUCCAAGAAGGACAAGCCAUUUCCUUUGUUCUGCGGGAGAACAUCCCGAACCAUGUCACGCGCGAUGUCACGACACAAGUUCUUGAUCUCCAACAGAGCGCAACACAGAAAUACUGGUUUAAUUGGAUCUUAAAAUGCAAAUAUAAAGGCCGUUGGAGGGAGAUUAUUACCCGCAGCUUAUUGAUUCUCAAGCUUUUGACGUAUGAACCGACUGGUGCUAUCAUUGCUGCGCCUACAUUUUCGAUUCCGGAAGCUAUUGGAGGGGGCCGCAACUGGGACUACCGGUUCUGCUGGGUCCGGGACUCGAGUUUUACCAUCUACAUCCUCCUCCGUAUGGGCUUUACUGCAGAAGCAGAUAGGUAUAUGGACUUUAUCAGUGAUAGAUUCCGCAAAUCACGGACAAAAGAGGGUGCUUUACCUAUCAUGUUCACCAUCAAAGGCGAGACUGAUAUUCCUGAACUCGAACUAGACCACCUCUCCGGAUACCGUUCUAGCAACCCUGUCCGUAUCGGCAAUGGCGCUGCAACACAUCAACAAUUUGACAUCUACGGCGAGCUUAUGGACGCUAUUUAUCUAUACAACAAGUACGGGAAACCUGUCACAUGGGAACAGUGGGUUGCCGUGCGGGAAAUCCUUGACUUUGUACUUACAAUUUAUCCCGAUAUGUCAAUCUGGGAAGUCCGUAACAAGAAGCAAAACUUUGUCUACUCGAAGAUCAUGCUCUGGGUCGCGUUCGACCGUGGUUUACGACUAGCUGAUAAACGCUGUCUGCCAUGUCCGAAUCGUGCCAAGUGGUUGCAAACUCGGGAUGAGCUAUACGAAGAGAUUAUGACUCUUGGCUACAGCAAAAAUAUCCAAUGCUUCAUCCAAAGCUACGAAAGCGGAGACUACCUCGACUCUUCCAUCCUAAUCGCCCCCCUGGUAUUCUUCAUCUCCCCCAACGACCCCCGCUUCAUCCGCACAAUGGACCGCAUCCUUCUCCCCCCGGAAAAAGGCGGUCUCACAUCCACCGGCCUCGUCUACCGCUACAAUACCCAGAACUCCGACGACGGCGUCGGCGGCCACGAAGGCGCCUUCUCCAUGUGCACCUUCUGGCUCGUCGAAGCCCUCACCCGCGCCGGCGCCUACGACAGCAAGUACCUGGUGCGCGCGGCGAAUCUUUUUGAGAAUAUACUUUCGUACAGCAAUCAUCUAGGUAUGUUCAGUGAGGAGAUCGCGAGGAGUGGCGAACAGUUGGGGAAUACGCCGCAGGCAUUUAGUCAUUUGGCGUUGAUUAGCGCGGCGUUUAAUUUGGAUCGUGGGAUUGAGUUUAGGCGGUGA